AUGGACCCAACAAAAGCGCAGACGACAGCGACCUUUGCUCAUCUUAAAGGUCAAAAAGCAAACAAGACAUGUUUUGACUGUGGGGCAAAGAAUCCGACGUGGUCCUCCGUGACUUUUGGUAUUUACCUGUGUCUGGACUGCUCAUCAGUCCACCGGAAUUUGGGAGUACACAUCUCCUUCGUCAGAUCUACCAACCUCGAUUCCUGGUCUCUUGCCCAGUUGCGGACGAUGAAAUGUGGAGGAAAUGCUGCGAUCGCCGAAUUCUUCACCAAGCAUGGAGGAGGAUCAUUGAUCCCGCCUAACAGCUCGGAUGCGCGAGCGAGAUACACGUCACGUCAGGCUGGAUUGUACAAGGAGGAAUUGGCACGCAAGGUAGACCAGGAUGCUCAGAGAAACCCCCAUGGAAUCCACAUCGAUGGUCUGGAGCUCACACCACUCGCUUCAUCCACUCCCCAGGCUGAAGGCGAUGAUUUCUUCUCGACAUGGGAUAAGGAGAAGGCUCCGAAAGCAGCUGCUCCUGCUGCGAAACCCACUGCGACUGCUCCUCCUUCCAUCGGAGCCACUAGGCCAACUGCAUCCACCGCCUCAUCAGCUUCACGUACGGUCACUUCCUCCUCUCUCCGAGGGGCUCAACCCACUUCCCGCACCACCACAUCAUCCGCAGCGGCCAGUGCCGCGCGUCCGGCCGGCGGACCAAAAGCAAGCAAGCUGGGUGCCAAAAAGGCAGCGACGGGUAUCAAUUUUGAGGAGGCUCAACGGAAAGCUAUGCAGGAAGAAGAGAGAAUCAAGCGGUUAGGCUAUGACAAGCAAAAGGAAGAAGAGGAAGCAAAGGCAGUCAGGGAACGUGAAGCUGCAGAGAGGAAAGCGAGAGGAGAUCAGAUCAGUCGAGGGAGCACCCCAUUGCCCAGCUCCGCCAGGAAGGAGGUGGACAAACCUGCUGUGGCGAGAUUGGGUUUCGGUCAGACUGUCGGUGGACCCGCUGCGGCUGCACCAGCUAAAGCACGAGUACAAGAGGUGGACGAUGUGAGGACAGCUAGAGACAAGUUUGGAGGUCAAAAAGCCAUCUCUUCCGAUCAAUACUUUGGCCGAGGGUCUUAUGACCCCGUUGCGGGCAGCGAAGCACAACAGAGGCUGCAACAGUUCUCAGGAGCCACGGCUAUCUCGUCAAACGCCUACUUUGGUCGUCCGGAAGAAGAUGAGGACGAGCCUCAAUCACCUCUGAGUGGAGAGGGCAUGCUGGGUCUAGGAGACAAUGAAACCAUUGCGGGCCUCGAAAGGGGUAUCAGAGAUAUGGCUGGAAGAGUGAUGGGCAGUCAAGAGGUCCAAAAUUUGACGGAUCAAGUGAGAGCAGGAGCGCUCAAACUCUCCGACUUUCUCGCCUCGCUUGAAGGUCGAUGA
Molecule: messenger RNA, 1398 nt
Organism: Kockovaella imperatae
Lineage: Eukaryota; Fungi; Basidiomycota; Tremellomycetes; Tremellales; Cuniculitremaceae
Exons: 7
Coding region: 1-1398 (465 amino acids)
Biological process (GO): COPI coating of Golgi vesicle
Molecular function (GO): GTPase activator activity
Source: RefSeq, a predicted model, not a curated record